Alternaria atra is the source of this 756-nucleotide messenger RNA. RefSeq lists its product as uncharacterized. The transcript is spliced from 3 exons. Bases 1 to 756 code for a protein of 251 amino acids. The record is from RefSeq and is a predicted model, not a curated record. Lineage: Eukaryota; Fungi; Ascomycota; Dothideomycetes; Pleosporales; Pleosporaceae.
AUGGGCAGAUUAGACGGCAAAGUCGCCAUCGUAACUGGCGGCGGCUCGGGAUUCGGCGCCGGCAUCUCGAAAGGCAUGGCCUCUGAAGGAGCCAAAGUCCUCGUCUGCGAUAUCAAUCAAUCGGGCGGCGAAGCAACCGCAGCAACAAAUCCCUCAUCCCUUGCCUUCCACAAAAUGGACGUGACCAAAACCUCAGACUGGAAAGCCACCGUCUCAGCUUGCAUCGAAAAGUUCGGCCGCUGUGACAUCCUCGUGAACAACGCAGGUUGGAGUUAUACUAACAAGCCUACCUCAACUGUCACCGAGGAUGAAUUCGACAAGGUCUUUGAUGUCAAUGUCAAGGGUGUGUAUCUGGGCUGCAAUGCUUGGGUCGAUCAAGCUAUAGAGCGUAAAGAAGGAGGUGUGAUUAUCAACAUCGCCAGUGUUGGGGCCACGCGGCCAAGACCUGGUCUGGUGUGGUAUAACGCGAGUAAAGGCGCAAUAUGGAAUGCGACAAAAGGACUUGCAGCAGAGUACGGUCCGCAUCAGAUCCGCGUCGUGUCCAUCUGCCCUCUUGUCACCGGAACGGGUCUUUUCUCGGCUUUCACAGGGAUGGAAGAUACGCCAGAGAACAGGACGAAGUUUACGUCGAAUGUCCCUAUGGGCAGAAUUGGAGAAGUGGACGAUGUGGUGAAUGCGUGUAUCUUCAUGGCAAGCAAGGAAGCAGGCUUCAUUACCGGAGUCAAUCUCGAAGUGGAUGGUGGACGGUGUAUCUAG